This is a messenger RNA of Acanthisitta chloris (rifleman), 1494 nucleotides long. RefSeq names its product phosphoglycerate dehydrogenase (gene PHGDH). Lineage: Eukaryota; Metazoa; Chordata; Aves; Passeriformes; Acanthisittidae. The transcript has 11 exons. Gene Ontology annotation, molecular function: phosphoglycerate dehydrogenase activity; NAD binding. The annotation marks the transcript as partial. The record is from RefSeq and is a predicted model, not a curated record.
AACGUGGAUGUGGACGCAGCCACCAGGAAGGGUGUCCUGGUCAUGAACACACCCACUGGGAACAGCCUCAGUGCCGCAGAGCUCACCUGUGGGAUGAUCAUGUGCUUGGCCAGGCAGAUCCCACAGGCAGCUGCCUCCAUGAGGGAGGGCAAGUGGGACCGUAAGAAGUACAUGGGCAUGGAGCUGAACGGGAAGACACUGGCCGUGCUGGGGCUGGGGCGCAUCGGCAGGGAGGUGGCCACCCGCAUGCAGGCUUUUGGCAUGAAGACCAUAGGUUAUGACCCCAUCAUCACCCCUGAAGUCUCAGCCACAUUUGGCGUGGAGCAGCUGUCACUGGAGCAGAUCUGGCCCCGCUGCGACUUCAUCACAGUGCACACACCACUGCUGCCCUCCACCACGGGGCUCCUGAACGACAGCACCUUUGCCAAGUGCCGCCGCGGUGUGCAGGUGGUGAACUGUGCCCGCGGUGGCAUCGUGGAUGAGGGUGCACUGCUGCGGGCGCUGCAGUCAGGCCAGUGCGGGGGGGCUGGGAUGGAACUGUGUCUGCAGGAACCCCCAAAGGACCGUGACCUGGUGAACCACCCCAAUGUCAUCUCCUGCCCACACCUGGGUGCCAGCACACGGGAGGCACAGAGCCGCUGCGGCAAGGAGAUCGCCAUGCAGAUCGUGGACAUGGCCACGGGGAAGGGGCUGACUGGCGUAGUUAAUGGGCAGGCUCUCAGCAAGGCUUUUGCACCCCAGACCAAGCCCUGGAUCGCUCUGGCCAAGACCCUGGGCAUGGUGCUGCAUGUGGCAGCCAGACAAGUGCAAGGCAGCAUGCAGGUCUGCACCCUAGGGACAUCCCUGAAGGAGGCUGGGAGCUACCUGACACCUGCCGUGGCUGCAGGCAUGCUGUCUGGGGCAGCACAGAAGGAGGUGACCCUGGUGAACGCCACCCUGCUGGCCCAGGAGGCUGGGCUGAAGGUCACGACCACCCACAGUGAUGUGGCCCCCGAGCCCGACAGCAGCACUGGCUUGGUGCAGGUGUCCCUGCAGGGCACCCCACACCGAGUGACUGGGACAGUGCAGGGCAGCACCCCAGUGCUGCGGGAGAUCAGCGGGGCCACCUUCCAGCAGCCAGGCCAGCUGUCUGGCCACCUCCUCAUCUACAGAGCCAAAGCCUCCGAUCCCACUGCUCUGUCCGUGCUGACUGGGCUGCUGGGGAAGGUGAGGAUCCAGCUCCAGUCCUACCACAGCUCCAGCCCAAUGGCAGGGGAGCAGUGGAAUGUCGUGGGGCUCUCGGGCCCCCUGUCCGACCUCAGCGAGCUGAAGCCACAUGUCACGGAAGCCUUCCAGCUCCACCUGUAGACCCUGACUGCCAACAAGCACUCUCCUUAUGGCAACAGCACCUGGACCCUCCCCCAGCUGGGCGAGCAUCACACCUGGCCAUCCCUGACCCCCAUGCUGGGUUUGGGGUGGCCCCGCACUCAAUAAAGGGUCCAAAAGGAGAGAGCA